AUGGCCAUCUCCGCAGCUAUAUCCUCUCUACAGCAGGUGCUGCUUCAGUCGCCAUUGCACUCCCUCGCUGUAGCUACCCUCCUUACUCCCAUACUCUAUGUCAUCUGGAAUGAGUUCAUUCGCGCCUCAGCCCGCGUCCCCGGAUUUGGAGGUCCCCGUGGCCUACCUCUCAUCGGCAACCUGGCGCAAAUUCGCAAAAAUGCCGCCGAACAGUACCGCAUAUGGUCCAAGACAUACGGGCCCGUCUACCAGAUCCAGCUGGGAAAUAUCCCCGUUAUCGUCGUGAACUCUGCGGCCGCUGCGAAAGUCCUCUUUGGUCAGAAUGCGCAGGCUCUGAGCUCACGGCCUGAGCUCUAUACUUUUCACAAGAUCGUCUCGAAUACGGCCGGUACCACGAUUGGCACAUCUCCUUACAGCGAAUCAUUGAAGCGACGCAGAAAGGGCGCCGCGUCGGCCCUUAACCGGCCGUCGGUUGACAGCUACGUCUCGCAUCUGGACGUCGAGUCAAAGGCAUUCGUUGCAGAGCUAUUAAAGUAUGGGAACAGUGGCAAGACGCCGGUAGAUCCCAUGGCAAUGAUACAACGUCUCAGUCUGAGCCUAGCCCUAACCCUGAACUGGGGGGUCCGGGUCGCCUCUCAGGAAGAGGACUUGUUCGACGAGAUCACCGAAGUGGAGGAGGAGAUCAGCAGAUUCAGGAGCACCACGGGAAAUCUGCAAGAUUACGUCCCUAUCUUGCGACUGAACCCGUUUAACACCAAUUCGACAAAGGCAAAGGAGAUGAGAAACCGCCGCGACAAAUACCUCGGCGAUCUCAAUGGUGAUCUGGACGACCGAAUGGCAAAGGGCACCCACAAGCCCUGCAUUCAAGCGAACGUCAUCCUUGACAAGGAAGCGAAGCUCAACAAAGAAGAGCUCACCUCUAUCAGCUUGACUAUGCUUUCAGGAGGCCUUGAUACAGUUACGACACUCGUCGCCUGGAGCAUCGGUCUUCUCUCACGGCGCCCAGAUGUCCAGGACAAGGCAGUCAAAGCUAUUCAGGAAAUGUACAGUACGGGCCAACCGAUGUGCGACUCGGGGGAUGAUCAAAAAUGCGCUUACGUCGCUGCCUUGGUGAGAGAGUGUUUGAGGUUCUAUACUGUCCUUCGUCUCGCGCUGCCUAGGACAUCCAUCAGAGACAUCACAUACAACGGCCUUUUGAUCCCGAAAGGGACAGUCUUCUUCCUGAAUUCCUGGGCGUGUAACAUGGACCCCGAAGUCUGGAGCGACCCCGAAGAAUUCCGACCAGAAAGAUGGUUCGAACAGCCCGAUGCACCCAUGUUCACCUACGGAAUGGGCUACCGCAUGUGUGCCGGCUCCCUUCUUGCCAACCGUGAACUAUACCUCGUCUUCAUGCGGACUCUGAACAGCUUCAAAAUUGAACCACACGACCAGCCUGAUUGGCACCCUAUUGAGGGCAAUUCGGAUCCCACCAGCUUGGUGGCGAUCCCCAAGAAAUACAAGGUCCGGUUUGUUCCGAGGAACGAAAAGGCUCUUGCUGAGGCUUUGGCUUGA
Messenger RNA from Aspergillus campestris IBT 28561, 1551 nucleotides. RefSeq names its product cytochrome P450. The record is from RefSeq and is a predicted model, not a curated record. The transcript is spliced from 4 exons. NCBI's taxonomy places the organism in Eukaryota, Fungi, Ascomycota, Eurotiomycetes, Eurotiales, Aspergillaceae. Gene Ontology annotation, molecular function: iron ion binding; heme binding; oxidoreductase activity, acting on paired donors, with incorporation or reduction of molecular oxygen. Bases 1 to 1551 code for a protein of 516 amino acids.